Molecule: messenger RNA, 899 nt
Organism: Cladocopium goreaui
Lineage: Eukaryota; Dinophyceae; Suessiales; Symbiodiniaceae
Source: the annotation of a GenBank genome assembly
GACCAGGGAACUUUCCAUCUCACUUGGCCUUCCGAACGCACAUGGCCAGCACCGGCAGUGCCGGGAGCGGAUCCAGUGAAGAAUGGCAAGGCUGAGGGGAAGGCAACUAGCUACAUCAACGAAGAUGGUGGCAAGUCCUAUUAUCCUCGUGCUAAGAAAGGCCAGACACAGCCGGACAGCGAAGGUCCACUUUUGGCCGCCGGCCCCCUGUGCAUUGUCAACCUACCCACUGGCUGGUAUUCGGAUUCACAAGACCCGAACAUGGUGCAUCAGAUGGCGGUGUUCCCACACAAGGUGCACGGCGGACUGCAACCAGUCUUAGCGAUCCUUUCGCAUAGCGAGAAGGAGACGCUGCUUCAGUCGGCCGCUCUGAUGUGCAGCUCUCUUGGCAAUGGGACAUUUCAGGAAGAGGAAGAUUUACAGCAGUGGAUGGAGGGAGUGCCCGGGCCAUGGUCGGAUCAAGGCUGGACGUCGCAUGUUCUGAUUGCCGUGGGUGGAGAACUUGACGGUCUCUGGGUGGUGGGUGCUGGAGCGCGAAAACAGGCACGUCGCCGCGCGGCCAAAUUGGCCAUGGUGGUGGCUGAGAAAGCGAGUCGAAACUCCACGGACCUUGACUGGCCUGAGCUCCAGCGGCUGGUUGAGCGGGCGAUAGAUCUGAUGGAACAUGCAAGGGCAAAACAUGCCCGAGAGGUUGAAUUUCCCACGCCCUUGACCUGGCUGAUGAAGGAAGCUGAGCCAAUUCCUAGCAUUGAGGUGCCAGAGCCGCCCAUGCCACCCGCGGCCAUGGAGGCUUCCUUCUUGCCGGUUGACGUAUGAGCUGUGGCUGGAAACACCCCAUGGCAUCAAUGGAUGGUGCCAGAUGCAUAGUUUGCCUGUUGUGUUGGUGAUGAGUGUUUGAC